Pseudoliparis swirei is the source of this 3387-nucleotide messenger RNA. Its product is annotated as SWI/SNF-related matrix-associated actin-dependent regulator of chromatin subfamily E member 1-like. The transcript is spliced from 10 exons. Gene Ontology annotation, cellular component: SWI/SNF complex. NCBI's taxonomy places the organism in Eukaryota, Metazoa, Chordata, Actinopteri, Perciformes, Liparidae. Gene Ontology annotation, molecular function: nucleosomal DNA binding; nuclear receptor binding. Gene Ontology annotation, biological process: negative regulation of DNA-templated transcription. The coding region runs from base 848 to 2137 and encodes 429 amino acids. The record is from RefSeq and is a predicted model, not a curated record.
AAGUGGGUUAGCAUUCCCCGUCACAGCCACGACUGUGGUGGGGCACUAACGCUAUUAGGGUGAGUUUUCUCACUUAAGUACACGAGCUUGCUUGCCACCAUCAAACUCUAUGGGAACGUGUGUACCUCUAGAUGUGUUGGUUAGACGUUGCAUGCUAAUAAUAUCUCAAGAUGUCAUUUUCUUUCUCUUCACGCAGGUUGCUAAGCUACCGUUAGCUACGUAGCCAUACCGGCUAACGCUACUCCGGCUAACGAGACGAGCUAACGAUGUGGUAUCGAAUACCGAGCUAUUAAACAUUAAUAUAACCACAGCACGUUAUCAAACUCUACAUUUAAUGCUGGUUUUCUGCCGCACGACGACCAACUAAUGUCGGGAGAAAAACGACACGUCGCAGGAGCGCCGCCGCUAGCUGGUAGCUUAGCACGAAUGCUAACAUUAGCUCGGAGGCUAGGCUACCACCGUUCGUGGGGACUCCGCAUAGACGGUGCAGCCCGGUAGUCACUACCGGGGAUAAGACACCGUAUCCACGCAGUCACACCGUCUCUGACGUGUCUCGCGACCCAGAAACAAACACAUGCUGUUGUUGCCACACAUUUAUUUAGAGUGAAACACGAAAUGGCCUGCAGGUUAAAUCCCAACACGUCUUCCCAGCCCGUCGGCUGUGAUCGUGACGUGAAGCUAAUGUCGUGUCUAGCCGGCGCGGCUCUUUGUUUCGUGCAGAAAGCACCGCGUAAUCCACACAAUUCACUCCCUAAAUACAAAAUGAAGCGCUGUCCUUGCUCUAACAAUGUGUUUUAUUGCAGAGUGAUUGACUGGAAUGCACUGAUCCCGUCUCCUCGCUGCAGAGAUGUCAAAGAGACCAUCCCAUGCCUCUCCGCCUCCCCCGGCCCCUUCAACACAAAUGGCCAACACUGUUGGUUUUGUGGGCUACAACCCGUACAGCCACCUGGCCUACAACAACUACAGGCUGGGAGGGAGCCAGAGCAGCAACAGUCGGGUAACGAAUUCCUCUGGAGCGAAUAUCCCGAAGCCGCCGAAGCCGCCCGACAAGCCGCUGAUGCCGUACAUGAGAUACAGCCGCAAGGUUUGGGAUCAAGUGAAAGCCUCCAAUCCCGAGCUGAAGCUGUGGGAAAUUGGGAAGAUAAUCGGUGGCAUGUGGAGGGACCUCACCGAUGAGGAGAAACAGGAUUAUCUGAAUGACUACGAAGCAGAGAAGAUGGAGUACAACGAGAGCAUGAAGGCCUACCACAGCUCCCCGGCCUACCUGGCCCACCUGGAGGCUAAAGGCCGAGCGGAGGCCGCCCUGGAGGAGGAGAGCCGGCUGAGGCAGACGAGGCUGGAGAAGGGAGAACCGUACGGCAGCGUGACGCCAGCAGAGGACCCCGACGACUUGGACGACGGCCUCUCCAGCAAGCACUCGGCCGCGGCUCGUUUCCAACGCAACCACCGGCUGAUCAGCGAGAUCCUGAGCGAGAGCGUGGUGCCCGAGGUGCGCUCGGUCGUCACCACGGCGCGCAUGCAGGUGCUGAAGCGCCAGGUCCAGAGCCUGAUGGUGCACCAGAGGAAACUGGAAGCGGAGCUGCUUCAGAUUGAAGAUCGCCACCAGGACAAGAAAAGAAAAUUCAUUGAGGCCACAGAGUCGUUCACAAGUGAACUCAAAAGGCUGUGCUGUCUGAAGGUGGAAGUGGACACGGAGAAGAUUUCUGCAGAGAUUUCUGCAGCAGAAGAAGCCGCUCGCAAGCGGACGGCGGACCGCGAGAAGGACGGCGGAGACCGAGGCACGAAGGACGCCCCGGCCUGUGUGCUGGCCGAGGAAGACAAACACGUCUGUGCGACGCAUGGAGCCAAGCCCAACUCUCAGAGUGAGAGGAGCAGCAAAGAAGGCGAAGAGGCCGGAUGCAACCACGACGAUACGCCAGAGAAGCCAAAAGCUUCAGAGGAGCUGGAGCCUCGUCCGGGCAGCGAGGAGGCGGCGUCGGAGAAGGAGAGCGUCCCCGAGGGAGCCAUGGAGGAGGAGACCAUGGAGGAGGGAACCAGCGACAGCAACACGGGCUCAGAGACCACCUCCGCACAGACGGAGGACGCCCCCAGCAGCGAGCCCUCAGAGAGGAAAGGCAGGGCCAGAGCAGCCCACUGAGAGGCCUCCGCCGGGGGCUGCCGGUCCACAGCAGCCCACUGAGAGGCCUCCGGUCCACACGUCACCCUCAGUCCCUCAAAGAACACCAAGAACAUUUCGAGGUUUAAAACACCUGAAAGAAGCUGACGUUGAGUUGUAAAACACCAAAAGACUCGCGGUCACACGCUGAAUACAAACUCAACGGCCCGUUCAUCAAUGAGUCUCCUCCUCACGGGCUUCCAGACAUGUGGAAGAACCCUGGAACGGAUCCCCGUGAAUAUGAACAUGAAACUUACUUCUAGUGAAAUUACUGCUUUAUUUUCCUCCUUUGGGUCAAAAUACUUUAAUUAAACUUUUAAACUAUCACCACCGUAAAAGAGCUUCAGCCUCAGGCGGGUCCAUUAAACUAUUACACUUUAUUAAAUGUCCUUAAGCCGUACGGUCGAGUUCGAAUUCAAGCGUAAAACAAAACUUUUCAAAAUAAAAGCCCGAUGCAUCCUUUAGAGGAAGUGGUUUAAAAUCUUAAUAAAUUCUUCAUACACAACAAUAUCAAAAGUUAUACAUCCAAAACCAACAAGGCAACUACAAAACAAACCUUCCAGCCCUCGAAUGAAGACAUGAACGUUGUUCAGUGUUAUGUAAUCAGGGUUCCUACGGUCAUGGAAAACCUGGAAAAGUCACGGAAAGAUCGCAAAUCAUAAAAGUUUUGGAAAAGUCAUGGAACUUUUUAUAUUCACAUGUUCAUUUACGCUGUUUUAAAUAAUUAAUAUGUUUUUUAAAGAAAGACGCUCAAAAUAUAUGCCGGCGUACCUCUCGAUACGCAACAUGUUCUACAUGUUUCAUGUUUAUACCGAGAGUUCAGUUGGGUCAUGGACAUUUGGUUUAAAGUCCUGGAAAAGUCCUGGAUAUCCAUCGGUCACCGUGUGAGAACCCUGGAUAAUAACGUCGUUUGUCGUGUUGUUUUUGAUUUUUUUGCAUGAUGCAAUCUUUACAAAAGCGGUUGUGAGGAGAGAGGAGUGUCUCCUCUCCGGAUGUUUCCGUGACUGUCGUCUCAGUAGUUAUCUUUGUUAUUUAUUAUCAGUAUCUUUAUUGAUCGUGUAUCGGUUCACGCCUUCUCAAGUCGGCUGUCAAUCAAAUCAGAAGCAGUGCGCUUAGAAGAUGUGAUGAAUGUUGAGCUCUAGAUGUCUGGUGAUCGUGUCGUAAACAUGCAGUCAAUAAAUACCAUGAGUUUCUUUUUGCAUAUUUAUAUCAAUAAACUUUUCUACCCUGAA